AUGGGUCUGGCGGUCGGCAGCAGGAGGCAUGGAAUGUCUUAUCCUCUUUUUCAAUGGUGCUUCCUAAUUGCCCUUUUCUUGGGAGUUUUUGGGCAACUAUCCCUCGGUUCUGGGCAGUCUUCGGGUGACCCCUUUGUCAUACGAACCAUUGUGGUCGACAAGUCUGGCCAUGGCCAUUUCUCCACCAUUCAGGCCGCCGUUGAUGCUAUUCCUUGGAACAGUCAAAAGUGGAUAUGUAUCUUUGUCAAGGCUGGCCUAUACGAAGAGAAGGUGAUUAUCCCAAAGGAGAAACCGUACAUAUACCUCAAAGGGGAGGGGAAGAGAAAAACUAAUGUUGUAUGGGAUGAUCAUGACUCGGUUGUGCAGAGCCCCACUUUCAUGUCCAUGGCUGACAAUUUCUUUGCCAAAAGCAUAACUUUUACAAAUUCGUACAACCUCCCAACAGGGAAGAAUGGAAAUCCCAGAACCCCAGCGGUGGCAGCAAUGAUUGCUGGCGACAACUCAUCCUUCUACAGGUGCGGUUUCCAUGGGGUGCAGGACACCUUGUGGGACUUCCAAGGCAGACACUAUUUCAAGCGCUGCACCAUUUCAGGAGCAGUUGAUUUUAUAUUUGGCAGCGGCCAAUCUAUUUACGAUAGAUGUACAAUAGCGGCAACAGCAGCGACGUUGGGGCCGGGGCUGUCGGGAUACAUAACAGCGCAGGGAAGAAGUAGCCCGGAGGAGACGAAUGGGUUCGUGUUCAAAGGGUGCAAUGUGGUGGGGACGGGGACGACAUUAUUGGGAAGACCAUGGCGGGGCUAUGCCAGGGUCCUCUUCUACAACACUAACAUGUCUCACAUCGUAGUCCCCCGAGGAUGGGAUGCUUGGUAUAGCGCCAGCCGGGAACACCAAUUGACAUUUGCAGAGGAGAGUUGCUAUGGAGUAGGGUCAGACAUGUCACAGCGGGUUGAGUGGGUGAAGAAGCUGAGCCAGGAGAAGGUGAAGGAGUUAACGAGCAUGAACUUCAUUGGUGGGGAUGCUUGGAUCAGAAGUCAACCUCGCACUCGAAUUCUCUCUUACUAG
Malania oleifera is the source of this 1062-nucleotide messenger RNA. RefSeq names its product probable pectinesterase 29. Gene Ontology annotation, biological process: cell wall modification. Gene Ontology annotation, molecular function: pectinesterase activity. The transcript is spliced from 5 exons. The record is from RefSeq and is a predicted model, not a curated record. Lineage: Eukaryota; Viridiplantae; Streptophyta; Magnoliopsida; Santalales; Ximeniaceae. The coding region runs from base 1 to 1062 and encodes 353 amino acids.